Blastocystis hominis is the source of this 267-nucleotide messenger RNA. RefSeq lists its product as hypothetical. Lineage: Eukaryota; Bigyra; Opalinata; Blastocystidae. Bases 1 to 267 code for a protein of 88 amino acids. The record is from RefSeq and is a predicted model, not a curated record. The transcript has 3 exons.
AUGGAGGACGAAGAGUAUCAAUUUGAGUCCAAUCUGGAGGAGGAAGAGGAUUAUGGAUUUGGGGAGAGUAGUGAUGAAUCGACCGAGGAAAUUGUCGAUUAUGAGGGAAUGAAAAAUGCGCUGGAGCUGUUUCAACAGUCCGAUAUCGCGAAGGAAGCACUGGAAAACGGAGUGGAUCUAGUCGAGUACGAGCAGAAAAUCGUGAGCGACCUCACUGCUGCUUCUCAGGCGUCGGUUGCGGAUUAUAUUGCUGAGAGUAGAGAUUAA